Ipomoea triloba (trilobed morning glory) is the source of this 1479-nucleotide messenger RNA. RefSeq names its product protein root UVB sensitive 1, chloroplastic-like. The transcript has 4 exons. Gene Ontology annotation, cellular component: chloroplast envelope. Lineage: Eukaryota; Viridiplantae; Streptophyta; Magnoliopsida; Solanales; Convolvulaceae. The record is from RefSeq and is a predicted model, not a curated record. Gene Ontology annotation, biological process: response to UV-B; developmental process. The coding region runs from base 109 to 1479 and encodes 456 amino acids.
ACAAGUCAAAAUAAAAGAAAAAUAGAAAGUGAGAGAGCGGCCGUUGACGGCUUUCUCCAAGUGUCGUUAGUUUCAGAGCGCCACCCUAAUUCUUGAAUUUCCAAGACCAUGGGCUGCGUUUCCCCUCCCUUUUCGCUCCACCGUUAUCCCACACCGGCAAAUCCCACCUCCGCCGCCGCCGAAUACGUUGCCGCAACUUUCUUUCCCGCCAAUUUGAACCGUUUCCACUGGCCGCGAAAACCGUUUCUUCCUACAUCUUCUGUUCAAUCAGUAUUCCGGUCGUUUCCCUCGUCCCUCUCAAGCCGCAGUCCCAAUCUUCUCCGACCUUUCGCCGCCGCCGCCAACCACAAUGGAGACAAUAACAACAACGGCGGAGGUAGAAAUGACGGCGGCGGCGGCGGCGAUUGGUGGGAUGAUUUCUUCAAUUUUGACGAGAAGCAUCUCUUUCUGCUCCCUUUUUCUUGUAUGUUCACAAAUGAAAAUAAUACUUUUGCGUCUGUCACUUCGUGUAAGCCGCUUCUCCUAUUACUCGUUUCAGUCUCGUCUUCCGUCACCUGCGGCUUGCUAUUAGCUUCAUUAGUACAGGCGAAGACUAAUGGCGAAGAGAAUGAUACAGAGACUUUGUAUGAAAUUCGAGGAGGAAAGCGGGUUGAGCUCGUAGCAGAUCACUUCAAAGAUGAAUUUAUUGUUCCGAGAACAGUGUGUUUUUGGUCGCCACGGGGCUCCGAUUCAAAACCGUCCUCUUUCAGGGACUUUACCGUUGAUUUGUGGAUGCAAUGUAGGAACUUAGCCAUGAGUUUGAUGUUGCCAGAGGGGUUUCCCGAGAGUGUUACUAGUGAUUACUUGGAAUACUCUCUUUGGAGAGCUGUUCAAGGUGUUGCCGCCCAAAUUAGCGGCGUUCUGGCCACUCAGGCUUUGCUUUAUGCUGUUGGAUUGGGGAAAGGGGCCAUUCCUACUGCUGCGGCUGUGAAUUGGGUGCUCAAGGAUGGAAUUGGAUAUCUUAGCAAGAUUCUGUUGUCAAACUAUGGCAGACAUUUUGAUGUCCAUCCAAAAGGUUGGAGGCUGUUUGCUGACCUCUUGGAGAAUGCUGCUUAUGGACUGGAGAUACUGACUCCAGCAUUUCCCCAUCUGUUUGUACAUAUUGGUGCGGUUGCUGGAGCAGGGAGAUCAGCUGCUGCAUUAAUACAGGCUGCUACGAGGAGUUGUUUUUAUGCUGGCUUUGCUGCUCAAAGGAAUUUUGCUGAGGUAAUUGCUAAGGGUGAAGCACAGGGUAUGGUGAGCAAGGGCAUUGGAAUUAUGCUCGGAAUAGCACUUGCUAACUACACAAGUUCUUCUACACCCCUUGCUCUUGCUUCUUUUGGCGUGAUAACUUGGAUUCACAUGUUCUGUAAUCUGAAGUCAUAUCAGUCCAUUCAGCUAAGGACUUUAAAUCCUUACCGCGCAAGUAAAAUCUUUUUCCUUUACUUUUAUUGUGUUUGA